AUGUCCACGACUGCUCGCGUGCUCGAGGACUUCGUCAACGAUUACAUCGUGCCCACGCAGGGGUCACCGGACUUCAAGUCUCGGGAGUGGACGAGCUCUCUAGGCUACGCCUGGGCAUGCACCUCGGCAGUGACCCGUGCUGGGCGACAUGCCUGCGAUAGAUACGACUGCUCUCGGCAGACAAUGACGCGCUUCGGACACAAAUUCAUGACCUUCGCUGCUGCCUCGACCAUGCCCUUGAUUUCUGAACCGAGAACAACGAAGCGCUGCGACAGCAAGCUCGUGAUCUCCAUUGCUGUCUCGAUCAAUUCAGAAAGACCCUCGUCUCUAAGGACGAGCCCUGCCCCUAAGAGCACCGAGAUGUGCCCGACUUCCGAGGACAAGGCGGCGUACCCGACGAUGGUAUGGCCAUUGUACCAGUCCUGCGACGGGCCUUGCCUAUCCGAAUCCGAUGUCUCCGCCGUGGACGCCCUGACCGAUAACGAGGUUGUCUAUACGGACGAGGUUGACAAAUAG
This is a messenger RNA of Thermothelomyces thermophilus ATCC 42464, 516 nucleotides long. RefSeq lists its product as uncharacterized. The record is from RefSeq and is a predicted model, not a curated record. The transcript has 2 exons. Lineage: Eukaryota; Fungi; Ascomycota; Sordariomycetes; Sordariales; Chaetomiaceae. Bases 1 to 516 code for a protein of 171 amino acids.